This is a messenger RNA of Lizanozyma spartinae, 2271 nucleotides long. RefSeq lists its product as uncharacterized. The coding region runs from base 1 to 2271 and encodes 756 amino acids. Lineage: Eukaryota; Fungi; Ascomycota; Pichiomycetes; Serinales; Debaryomycetaceae. The transcript has 3 exons. Gene Ontology annotation, molecular function: protein binding. The record is from RefSeq and is a predicted model, not a curated record.
AUGACUAGUUCCUUAAAGAGCGAGACCAAACCUACAACUUGGGAUGACAAUUUGAAGGUCGUUCGAGCCUCAUUGCGCAAGGGGAUAUCACGAGUUCCCGUUAUUUGCACUGGGAUCACCCUGUUGGCGACUGCUUCGAGCGUUCGGUUCCAAUCAACGGCUACCAAUGCCCAAGCUGCUCCAGGUACUCAACCUACCACUACACAGAAGGCUAAAGGGCUCGCAAAAGAACAAGGGCUAAAGACCUUUAAUAAAACAGGUCCUAGAAGACAUAGAAAGGUCAGAGAUAUUUCCAACCAAAUUCGACAAUCUGUCUCCGAGUCAACAACAGACAUAACUGAAAGUAUUGAAAUGUUAGACGAAGGGUUAUCUUACUUGAGAGAAAUCCAAUUGUCAGAGAACAUUCCAGAAGACGAUAUAUAUUUUGGAUUUCAACCCAUCAUUAAUGAUUUGCUUACCAAGAUCACAAAAGAAGACGUAUCCACAGGUGACAAGUCCCUUGAAGAUGUGCUCAACCUUUUGAUUCAACACAAGGUGGUCCACAGAUGUCAUUUCUCCAAGAUAAUUAUCAAAACCUUGAAUGAUGCCCCAAAUGAUGAUAUGUUGAAUGUUUAUAAACAAGUCUUGAAUUACUGGGUGCAAUAUCUUCAAAUGACCAAGGAAAUAGGCGAACGUACUAUUGAUUGUAGAGGUAUGUGGAAUGAUUUAAGCAGAAUUCAUUUAAUCAAUUUGGUUUACUUCUCUAUUGUGCAAUCAUGUAUACUUCAAGAUACCAAGAUUGAUAUGGAAAUAGUUUACAAAGUCCUUGGUAAUAAGAGUGAGAUUGAGAACUAUCAUGUGGUCAACUCUUUAAAGAAGACAGGCUUAUUUGAAAAAUACGAUAAAGAUAUGCACAAGAUGACCUUGAUGGCUGACAAGUUGUAUAUGAACAAUUUGGACCCCAACCUGAAGGCUGUUUCGAAGAGAAUUUCUCAAUGUGUCAGAGAGAAGAACCCUCGGAAGUUAAAUGAUUUGACUAAAGAUUUGUUUGAAGUUUCAAAGUCUAAAAAUACACCCAUUUCAGAAUCUACAUUACAAGCUUUGAUGGGUGCUUAUUAUGAUAUGGAAGCGUAUGAGAAUGUUAUCUCCCUUUUCCAAGAUCUGGUGUAUAAUGGUCUUAAAAGUCCCAAGUUAUCAACUUGGAAUUACAUUCUUAGAACAUUGGGUAACCCUAAAUACUUAGCCAAGGUUUCCAGUGCACAAGCUACUUCCCUAUUUGAAACAUUUGAAUCUACUAUUAAAACUAUGAAAGCCCAUGGUCUUGCGUUUUCCCCAGCCACUAAAUCGGCUAUUAUUAGUUCGCUCGCUUCCUUUGGUAAAUUUGAUAAGUUGGAAGAGGCCCUAGAAGAGUACAAAGAUAUCCCUACAACUAAUGAUGCCAAGAAUGGUAUUUUGAGAGGCUACAUCGCUAGUGGAAGGGUGGUCGAAGCUGAAGAUAAAUUGAAAGAGUUUUUAGAAGAAGAUGAAAUGUUUGUUCCUAGUACCUAUUUAAUGAACUCCUUCUUGAACCAUUAUGCCAAUUCAGAAGACUACAAAGCUGUUGAGGGUAUUGCCAGUUUCAUGGCUGCUAACAAGGUUCCAGAUGAUGUGGCCACCAUCUCUAUUCUUGUGGAAAUCUUCUUUAAGGCUCAUAAGGAAAGAGGUCUCAUACCUGAUAUGGAGGAGCUUUUCACCUCGUUAGAUAAGUUCCAAACUAAGUUCAACGAUUAUGUUUACACUCAAUUAAUCGACGGUUUGGUCAAUAUGGGCGAUAUUGAAGGUGCCUCCAGAGUGUACCGUCAUGGUCUUAGAAAGUUACAAAUGAGAUCUAUUCCAAGAGCAUUGGGUAUUUUAAUGAGAGGUGAAAUUUCUAAUGGUAAUAUUCGUAAGGGAGAGGACUAUUUUGAAGAGAUCUUAAAAACAGGUUAUGGUUCUUCCAAGACAUGGAACACUCUUAUUAGAGAGUUGUUAAGAAAGAAUGAAGACGACCUUGCUCUUGUCUAUUUCAACAACAUGAAGGAAGCUGGUAAAUUGAAUAAGGAUCAUAUGCCAAACAUUUACACAUACUAUUUCUUGUUGGACUAUUAUGUCAAGAGAAAUUCAACCGUUAAAAUCCAACGUAUGAUUAAUGAGAUGUCCAACCUUAAAGUCCUUGGAAAUGAGUUGCCAAGGUUGUUGAACAAAUUGGCUACUGAAGGUUAUACUUUAAGCCCUGAAUUAAAAGUAUUAGUUGCUCAAAUAACUUCCACUUAG